Molecule: messenger RNA, 1893 nt
Organism: Drosophila innubila
Lineage: Eukaryota; Metazoa; Arthropoda; Insecta; Diptera; Drosophilidae
Gene: Nt5a
Product: 5'-nucleotidase domain-containing protein 1
Exons: 1
Coding region: 128-1783 (551 amino acids)
Molecular function (GO): 5'-nucleotidase activity
Source: RefSeq, a predicted model, not a curated record
ACGAUUGUUUUGUGAGGUGGCAAUCAAUUUGAGUAUUAAAAAAAAUUAUGUAGGUUAUAAAAUUUAAUAGUAAAAUGUAUUAUUUAGAUUAAAAUUGAAUGCAAGAAAUGUAUUAGGCCAUAGCAAAAUGCAAGUGGGCGUCUGGCGAGUGAGCGUGUGCCAACUGGCGGCCAAAGCACGCGCCACAACAACAACAACAGCAAUAUCAGCAAUCGCAACAGCAACAAAAUUCCAAGCAAAAAAAGUAUACAAACAAAGUCAAACAGAUGUUCUGUGCAAAUUACGUAAGGGCUGUCAAGGCUUCGCAAAAUUGGCGCUAAAUUCUACACGUGAGGGUGGCAACAAUCAGCUGUGCGGCGAGCGCAUUCAAACAGCGGCAAUAAGGGCAACACAGUUGAUAACAAAACGCAGUUUCGUUAGUUACUCUCGAUAUUCGGCAAGCACCAUUAUGAAUUCCUAUUGCAAGGAACUUACACUGAUGACCUAUGACAUCAUUGGCUUUGACUUGGAUGGAACUCUGCUGCGCUAUGACUUGCAGCACAUGACAACGUUGAUUUACAAUUCACUUAAGCAAUAUCUGGUCGAGCACAAGGGUUAUCCAGAGGCGUUGCUGCAGCAAAAGCUGGACAUGGAUUUCCUGCAGAAGGGUCUCAUCCUGGACGGCACUCGUGGCAAUGUGUUAAAGUUAAGCCACGAGGCGACAAUCCUUCGUGCCUCGCAUGGCACACGUCUGCUGAGCGAUGCUGAGAUUGUGGCCAUCUAUGGACCUGAACGACGCUGGGACGUGUCCACGGCCUUCUACAAGGAUCCACUGUCCACCUGGAAUGGACCGAGUUCGUUGCAGAUGCGCGCGCUUCUCGAUUUCUUUGACAUGCCCAGUUCCCUGGUGUUUGCCCAGGCGGUGGAUAUUGUGGACAGGAACAGCGGUUCAAGUGGAGCACCCAAGGAGUACAAAGUGUGGGAGGAUUUACUAGAUGGUCUAAUGCUGAACUACAGCCGGGAUAACUUCAGCAACGACAAGAGUCUCUACUUUAAAGCCAUGCGAGCUGAUCCCCAACGUUAUGUGCUCCGGAGCAGUGACAAGCUUAUCUCUUGGCUCCAAGAAUUGCGGGCCAAUGGCAAGAAGCUGUUUCUGUUGACCGGCUCCAACAUUGACUUUGCCAACUUGACGGCCACGCAGGCACUUGGACGAGAUUGGCAGCAGCUGUUCGACUUCGUGGUCACGUUUGCCAAGAAACCGGGAUUCUUUACCAUGAAACGACCCUUUUUGGUCGUGGACAAUGAGGCUAAGCAUGAGCUGCCCGGCAGCGAGCUAAAUCUGGAGACGGAUCUCAAGUCUGGGGAGAUCUACUCGCAGGGCAAUUGGCAUCAGUUGCAUUUGUCGAUGGCCAAGCUAUUGAACAAGGACACAGUCGAGGCACGUGCUCUUUACUUUGGUGACAACAUCAUCCAAGAUAUCUAUACGCCUGUCAAGCAUCGUGACUUUGAUGCGGUGGCCAUUGCCGAGGAGCUGUCACUUGUGGAUCAAAAGGAUUAUCAAUUUAACUCAGUGAUGUCUUCCAAUUUUUGGGACUCGUAUUUCUUUAUUGGCGACACGCCAACACUCUGGUCCGGCUUCAUUGCCAAUUAUGCCCAAAUCUGUGUUAGCUCCAUGGAUCAAAUGGCCCAAAUGCCGCCCACAGAACGCAUCGUGUCCACCAAUGUAAAUGGCUUCUAUCCGGCGAUGCCCCAGCAACUCAUGAGCAGCAACCUGACGACCUCCUGGCACGGAGGUGGUGUCUAAAAAUAGCCCAUUUCUUAUCAAUAACUUUGCAUCCCAGCUGCAUACAAAUUUAUCUAUAAAUUGAAAUUAUUCUAGACCUGCCUGCAAUAAACAAACUCAAAUAGAUUCAA